Messenger RNA from Salarias fasciatus (jewelled blenny), 2538 nucleotides. RefSeq names its product extracellular calcium-sensing receptor-like. Lineage: Eukaryota; Metazoa; Chordata; Actinopteri; Blenniiformes; Blenniidae. Gene Ontology annotation, cellular component: plasma membrane. Bases 46 to 2538 code for a protein of 830 amino acids. The record is from RefSeq and is a predicted model, not a curated record. Gene Ontology annotation, biological process: G protein-coupled receptor signaling pathway. The transcript is spliced from 9 exons. Gene Ontology annotation, molecular function: G protein-coupled receptor activity.
CCUCCUUCUUCGUGUAAAUUAAAAAGAAAAUUUAAUGUUAUUGGGAUGCACAAACUGGGUGAUGUAAUUCUGGGAGGACUGUUUGAAGUGCACUAUGGUUCUGUCUUCCCCGAACUCACGUUCACCUCUGAGCCUCAUCCACCAAUCUGCCAAGGCUUUGACCCUCCAGGAUUCAGACAUGCCAUGACGAUGGCCUUCGCUAUCGAAGAGAUCAACAAAAAUUCCAAUCUGCUGCCUAAUGUGACUUUGGGAUACAGUUUGUAUGACAACUGUGCUACACUUAAUGUUGCAUUCAGUGCUGCUUUGUCACUGGCCAGUGGCCAAGAGAGACAGUUUCUGCUUGAUGAGAACUGUAUGGGGAUCCCUCCAGUUGUGGGGAUUGUGGGUGAUCCCUUUUCCACAUUUUCUAUUGCAACCUCUGAAGUUUUAGGUUUAUUUAAACUUCCUCUGGUGAGUUAUUUUGCCACGUGCACUUGCUUGAGUAAUCGGCGAAGGUUUCCUUCCUUCUUCAGAACAAUCCCAAGUGAUGCUUUUCAGGUUCGGGCCAUGAUUCAGAUUCUGAAACACUUCGGCUGGACAUGGGCUGGUCUUCUUGUCAGCGAUGAUGAUUACGGGCUUCACGCUUCCCGAGCGUUGCAGUCUGAGUUGGCUGAAUCAGGUCUAGCUUGCCUUGCCUACUCAGAGAUUUUACCCUGGGGCAAUCAUCCAGAGGAAUACGAGAGAAUUGUGAAAGUAAUGAAAGGGUCCACAGCCCGUGUGGUUAUUGUGUUUGGACAUCAGAUGCACCUUAUUCAACUUGUGCAGCAGGUGCUGAAGCAGAAUGUAACGGGCAUGCAGUGGAUUGCCAGUGAAGCGUGGGUAUCAGUCGAAGGACUCCAUACCCCCGAGUUUCUGCCAGUCUUGGGUGGUACACUGGGCAUCGCAGUCCGUCGGGGAGAAAUACCGGGGCUCAAGGACUUCUUGAUGAGUGUUAAACCCAAACAGAACAGUGACUUUGAAAACAGCAUGGUGAAGGAGUUUUGGGAAUACACAUUUCAGUGCAAAUUUUCACCAGAAGACGGAGAUGCACUGUGCACUGGACAAGAAGAUCUGCAGAAUAUGGAAACUGACUUUCUUGACGUGUCAGAACUGAGGCCCGAGAACAAUAUUUACAAAGCUACAUAUGCUCUGGCACAUGCACUCCAUGACAUGUUGGGCUGUGUGCCAGGAAAGGGGCCCUUCAGUGGUCACAGCUGUGCCACUCUGCAAACACUGGAGCUGUGGCAGCUCAUGUAUUACAUAGAAAAGGUAAACUUUACCACAUCAUUUGGUGAUCAAGUCUCAUUUGAUGAGAAUGGAGAUGCUUUACCUGUCUACGACAUCAUGAACUGGUUGUGGCUCCCUGAUGGAGGAGCUCAAGUUCAAACUGUGGGUGAGGUGAAGGGGUCGGUCUCAAGAGGUGAAGAACUCACACUUGAUGAAGACAGAAUCUUCUGGAACUUUGAAUCAAAGCAGCCACCUUGGUCGGUUUGCAGCGAAAGCUGCCCACCAGGAACACGCAUGGUGCGAAAGAAGGGGAAACCUCUGUGCUGCUUUGACUGCAUCGUAUGUUCGGAGGGAAAUGUCAACAAUGAAAGCAACUCUGUGGAGUGCAUCAGCUGUCCAGAGGAUUUCUGGUCCAGUCCUCAGCGUGACCACUGUGUUCCCAAGAAAACUGAGUUCCUCUCCUAUCAUGAACCUCUGGGUAUCUGUCUGACCACUGCUUCACUGCUGGGCACAUUUAUCUGUGUUGUCGUUCUGGGGAUCUUCACCUAUCACCGCAGCACACCCAUGGUGCGCGCCAAUAACUCAGAACUGAGUUUCCUGCUGCUGGUGUCACUCAAACUUUGCUUCCUGUGUUCACUGUUGUUCAUCGGACGACCCAGACUGUGGACGUGCCAACUGAGACACGCAGCCUUCGGGAUCAGCUUUGUGCUUUGUGUGUCUUGUAUCCUGGUCAAAACCAUGGUGGUGGUGGCUGUGUUUAAGGCCUCAAAACCAGGAGGUGGAGGGAAUCUGAAGUGGUUUGGUGUGAUGCAGCAGAGAGGAACAGUUCUGGUUCUCACUUCCAUUCAAGCAGCAAUCUGCACAGCUUGGCUUUUCUCCGCUUCACCAACCCCACAUAAAAACACUGAAUACCACAAUGACAAGAUCGUUUAUGAGUGUGCUGUUGGAUCCACAAUAGGUUUUGCAGUGUUGCUGGGUUACAUCGGCUUGCUGGCCAUCCUCAGUUUUCUUUUGGCAUUUCUGGCAAGAAAUCUCCCAGAUAACUUCAAUGAAGCCAAACUCAUCACUUUCAGCAUGCUGAUCUUCUGUGCUGUGUGGGUGGCCUUUGUUCCUGCUUAUAUCAAUUCUCCAGGAAAAUAUGCAGACGCAGUGGAGGUUUUUGCCAUCCUGGCUUCCAGUUUUGGCCUCUUGGUGGCGCUGUUUGGACCAAAAUGUUACAUAAUCCUGCUGAGACCAGAGAGGAACACAAAGAAAGCAAUUAUGACAAAAAAACAAGUCAUAAAGCAGCAGUAG